This is a messenger RNA of Xiphophorus couchianus (Monterrey platyfish), 2194 nucleotides long. RefSeq names its product OX-2 membrane glycoprotein-like. The transcript is spliced from 3 exons. Gene Ontology annotation, molecular function: cell-cell adhesion mediator activity. Bases 86 to 1165 code for a protein of 359 amino acids. Gene Ontology annotation, cellular component: axon; neuronal cell body; cell surface. Gene Ontology annotation, biological process: negative regulation of neuroinflammatory response; heterotypic cell-cell adhesion. Lineage: Eukaryota; Metazoa; Chordata; Actinopteri; Cyprinodontiformes; Poeciliidae. The record is from RefSeq and is a predicted model, not a curated record.
AGAGACAUUUCCAGAAUUAAAAGUUGAUCAGUUUGGGUGUCUGGAAGCGAAGGGAAACACCAAGUCGCAGCUGAAGUCAUGAACGAUGUUUCUCAUCACCGUUAGCAGCAGUGGAGUCAGUGACACGUCGAACCAGAAUCAAGUGACUCAUUCACAGGUUCAUGUGUUGCCUUUGAAUCAUUUGUUCUCCACGUUACCGACGUUGCGAUGCCGCAUGGAGGACAUGUGUCUAAUUUUGAGUCUUUUUACCCUCGGAGGAUCAUUUCACAAAGGUUUAGCAGUUUUGAUCCAAACCCAGCAGACGGUGUUGGCAGCAGUAGGAGAAGAUGCUCCUCUCAGCUGUCGGCUCCUGGAAACUAAAGACGUCCAGCAGGUCACCUGGCAGAAAGUGUUGGAGAAAACAGAGAGGAAUAUUGGUUCCUACAGCCAGUAUUUUGGUGAAACAGUGAAUCCUGGAUUUAAAGAUAAAGUUCAGUUUACAGAAGCUGGACUGCAGAAGAACUCUAUAGUUAUCAGGAACGUUACAGAGCAGGAUGCAGGAUGUUAUCUCUGUCUGUUCAACACCUACCCUGAUGGAGCUCUGAUAGCUGCAACCUGCCUGGAGGUUUAUGAGCUGCAUGGACCCUUCAUUGACGUCAGCAGAUCAAACUCUCCUCCAGGGUCGGAUGUGACCUGUUCAGCCACAGGUCGGCCUGUUCCCAUGGUAACACUGACUGUUCUCCAUCAGAACCUCAGCUUCUCCCACUACAACACCAGUACAGAGACCAACACUAACGGUACCGUCACCGUCACCACUAAAGUUCUGCUCUCAGAUCUCAGCAGCACACAGGUUGGAUGUUCAGUGUCAGUGGACUCUGCUGCUCCCAGAGAGCUGCUGGUCACCGUUCCUGAGGUCAAAGAUUCGUCUGAUGAUGGUGAGGAACUCUUAGAGGUUCAGUGCCUCACAGAUAUAUUCACAUCCAUCAAUCUUUUCAAUUUUGACACAGUGCAACCACACACUUUUGUAUUGACCAACCAGUGGGAGCAUAAUUAUGAAGAGACCAUAUUACCAACAAAUAAAAACCUGGAAGAAGUGAUAUUUGUUUUAAGUAUCUUGUGUCAAUAUUUGGUAAAAUUCCCUCCAGUUUGCAUUUUUAUGUUACUAAUCUCUCUACCGACAUUUUAGAGACCAGAAUAUUUGUAUGAUUUUUCUCCAUCAAAUUGUUCCAUCUCAAUCAGAUUGGAUGAAGAGCUUCAGGUUUGCUGCUGGAAGAUUAACGUCCAGAAAAUCAAAUUAACAAUCUACUUAAUUUUUGAUCUGCAUAAGGAAAUGGCUCUUUGGUAUGAAUAGAUAGAUGAAUAAACUUCACUUCUCAGAUUUCUGUUGAAAUGGAAAUGUAUGUAUCGUUCUCCUUCCACUUCACAUCUGUCUAUCAUUGUGCUCGUUUUAUAAAAUCUCUCUAAAAUACACUAAAGUUUGGAUUUGUAAUGCAACAAAAUGUGGAAAACUAUAAGAGUAAAUUGGUGUGUGUGUGUGUGUGUGUGUGUGUAUGGUGGACCUCCAUGGUUGUGAUUACCUUUGGGCCCUGUGUAUAAACUGCAGAUCACUUUGUGAUUGUAAAUGUUUGAAUCUCUUUUACCAGGUUUGAAUAACCAAUCGGAUUCAGAUUUCAGAGGUUUCAGUAAGUUCAUGUUCAGAUUCUCACAUGUUGAUUUUUCAUUUAGUUUUUUUUUUGUUUUUUUUUCCGGUAAACUCCAUUGAGAUCUGGAUCUCAUUUUCAAGAGGGACCUGGGCAGAAGUCUGCAAUACACAGCAACCUGGUUACAAAAUAAAACUAAUUAUUACAUAUGCACAAGUGUAAAACAAUAAAAAACAAUUUAAAAGCAGUGACACUGUUUCAUAGAGUCUCGUUGCCUGUUUUUAAGAACUGCUCAAAAUGAAUCCAUUGAAACCAGUUCUGCCAUCUUGAGUCCAGAUUGGAGCUGAUUCCAGGCAGAAGGAGCCAUAACACUGAAUGCUUGCUUCCCUUUGCAGUUCGAACACGUGGAACUUGCAAAAGAAAAAUGUUAUUUGAGUGUAAAGAAUGGGAAUUAGUAGAUCUAUGCAAGAGAGAAAACUGUUCUGUUGUUGAAACACAUUUCAUUUCUUCCUAAAGGAUGGCCUCUGAUUGUUGUAUUCCUGAUUGUCCUGAUCUGUAUUUGUGUUUUACAAUUC